This is a messenger RNA of Pichia membranifaciens NRRL Y-2026, 1800 nucleotides long. RefSeq lists its product as hypothetical. The coding region runs from base 264 to 1742 and encodes 492 amino acids. The record is from RefSeq and is a predicted model, not a curated record. Gene Ontology annotation, biological process: tRNA splicing, via endonucleolytic cleavage and ligation. NCBI's taxonomy places the organism in Eukaryota, Fungi, Ascomycota, Pichiomycetes, Pichiales, Pichiaceae. Gene Ontology annotation, cellular component: nucleus. The transcript has a single exon. Gene Ontology annotation, molecular function: polynucleotide 5'-hydroxyl-kinase activity.
CGGCUUCGUCCUGUAUUGCUUAUUGAUACCGCAAUUGACAGAUAUCCAAGAAUUUGAGGAGACUCUGGUAAUUCCUUCACCCCAAGUGAGCUUAUGCACACAUCUCGGAAAGUGUGUAUCGCACAAAGCGGCUUCCUACCAGCCGUCAAAUUUCUUCGUGAGUUCUUUCCGACAUGUUUUCUCCACUCUUCCUUUCUGGUUUUACCCGACCGGCUAUGGCCAUAUACUGAGAGACUAGACACUAUACUCAAAACGCUUUAGCAAUGGACUUUGGGCCUUCAAGGACAACGGUGGAGAUUCCACCCUUCAACGAGUGGAGAGUAGAGACCCCAAAAAGUUCAUCUAUGUCAUUAAAACUUGAAUCAGGAAACGCUGAGAUUUUUGGAACAGAGUUAUCACCAAACAUUACAUACAUAUUCAAAGACUCACUAAAAUUUGCAGUUUCAACCUUUCAGGGCUGUACUUUGUCCUACACUGCUUCUUCUCCCCCAGAUUCGGAGUACAUUUCCGAAGAGACUAUCCUGAAGCAAGUUUUAAACCUCCAUUUAGCUAUUGAAAAUUUCUCACAGAAUGGCAAGGCACCACGUAUAUUGAUAGUGGGGCCAAAAGAUGCAGGGAAGACCACAUUGGCACGUACAUUAGCUUCCUAUGCGUUGAAAACAUCAGAAAAACUGCCCCUUUUGGUCAAUAUUGAUACACGUUUGCCACAUUUUGCAAUAUCAUCACAGUUAACAGCUGCAAAAGUGUACGACUUGCUUGACGUGGAAACCUUCACCUUUGGCGAGAGCUCAACAACAGGGCCCGGUACUGGUAUAUACAGAUCACAGAUACCAAUUGUCAAAAACUUUGGGCUUGAAAAUUUCACUGAAAAUUUAGAACUUUAUAAAUGUUUAAUCUCUGAACUUUCAGCUGAAGUUGACUUGAAAGUUUCAGCCUCACCUUCUGACUCUGGUACUGUGAUCGUUGACACACCACCCCUGAACGUUUCCGAUUGGAAGCUCAUCCAGCAUAUCGUAGAUUCGUUUCAGGUAAACUUGCUUUUGGUUGUUGGUAAUGAACGUUUGCUUGUUGAUUUACGUAAAAAGUUAACACUAAGUAGUGAUAAUUUUAAAAUGAUUAAGAUUCCACGUUCAAGUGGAUGUGUCGACAAGGAACCAAAAUAUGAAAGGGAUUUGCAGCAGAGAUCAAUAAAGCAGUACUUUUAUGGUGUGGAACGUGCACAACUUAAUCCAUAUACAUUCCAUGGCUCAAUCAAAGAUUUCAUUUUCAUACGACCAAAUGAGCAAGAGAAUGAGAUGGCGUUUUUGGACUUUAUGGCUGGCGAUGCUGAGGAUGAUGCUGAUGAUAACUAUACACCAGCGUUGGUUGAAAACGAUGAAGAUUACGAUCCUAGCUCAGAAGCUACAAAAAAGCCCGUCAGACCUGCAACUAAAAGAAGCUGGAAAUAUCACAAAAUGUUCAAACUCGUAAAAGAACCAAAGGAGACUGACCUUAUGAAUGUUGUACUUGCAAUUAUUGACAGUAAGGAUGUGGAUUUUGGAAAGAUGCUUUCAAACAAAAUCGCCGACGAUGAAAAGCUUAUCUAUUUGAGUAAACACGUCACCUCCAAAAGUGUGCUAGGGUAUUGUUAUGUUUCCGGUUGCGACGACGGAACAGGUAAGCUUAAGCUGCUAAUUCCUUCGCCUGUUACGUCGCUUCCUGGACAAAUAUUAGUGAUAACACAGAUGAGAUAUCAUGAGUGAUUAAACCAUAUAUAUACACUGUAUAAUUAUACUUAAUAAAAUUUUUUAACAACUCUUU